This is a messenger RNA of Erythranthe guttata (spotted monkey flower), 1541 nucleotides long. Its product is annotated as large ribosomal subunit protein uL4z. Gene Ontology annotation, biological process: translation. Gene Ontology annotation, molecular function: structural constituent of ribosome. The record is from RefSeq and is a predicted model, not a curated record. Lineage: Eukaryota; Viridiplantae; Streptophyta; Magnoliopsida; Lamiales; Phrymaceae. Gene Ontology annotation, cellular component: ribosome.
CAAUCCUAGAUUUUGACAUUCCCCACAAAACCCUAGCUUCAGCGCCACAAACUCCAAACCUCACGAAAUGGCCGCCGCCGCCGCCCGCCCUCUCGUCACCGUUCAGUCCCUAGAGAACGACAUGGCCACCGAUGGCGCUGCCGCCAAUUCCGUUCCUCUUCCAGAUGUGAUGAAGGCUUCGAUCCGCCCCGACGUGGUCACAUUUGCGCACGGCCAAAUUUCCAAUAACUCCCGCCAGCCCUACGCCGUUUCGAAGAAAGCCGGACACCAGACCUCCGCCGAAUCGUGGGGUACCGGCCGUGCCGUUUCUCGUAUCCCCCGUGUUCCCGGAGGUGGUACCCACCGCGCAGGGCAGGGAGCCUUCGGAAACAUGUGCCGUGGUGGACGCAUGUUCGCUCCGACUAAGAUCUGGCGCCGCUGGCAUAGACAGGUCAAUGUUACUCAGAAGCGCCACGCCAUCGUUUCGGCGAUCUCUGCUUCCGCCGUUCCUUCCCUGGUGAUGGCGCGUGGACACAAGAUCGAUGAAGUUCCCGAGUUGCCCCUGGUUGUUUCUGACUCAGCUGAGUCAAUUGAAAAGACCAGCGCUGCACUCAAAAUCCUCAAGCAAAUCGGAGCAUCCGCCGAUGUCGAGAAAGCUAAGGAUAGCCACGCCAUUCGUGCCGGAAAGGGGAAAAUGAGGAACCGUCGCUACAUUUCCAGGAAAGGUCCCCUCGUUGUGUACGGAACCGAGGGUGCGAAACUUGUGAAGGCUUUCAGGAAUAUCCCCGGAGUCGAACUCGCGCAUGUUUCUCGUCUCAAUUUGCUCAAACUUGCUCCCGGUGGUCAUCUUGGCAGGUUCAUCGUGUGGACCAAAUCUGCUUUCGAGAAGUUGGACGAGAUUUAUGGCACUUUCGAGAAGACUUCUGAGAAGAAGAAGGGGUAUGUCUUGCCGAGGUCAAAGAUGGUCAAUGCUGACCUGGCAAGGAUCAUCAACUCCGAUGAGGUGCAGUCUGUUGUGAGGCCUAUUAAGAAGGAUAUCAAGAGAGCUCAGCUGAAGAAGAACCCAUUGAAGAAUCUCAACGUGAUGUUGAAGCUCAACCCGUAUGCUAAGGCUGCCAAGAGGAUGGCUCUAUUGGCUGAGGCGCAGAGGGUCAAGGCUAAGCAGGAGAAGCUCGACAAGAAGAGGAAGCCGAUCACUAAGGAGGAGGCAUCAGCUAUCCAGUCUGCUAGUAAGCAGUGGUACAAGACAAUGAUCUCAGACAGUGACUACACAGAGUUCGACAACUUCACAAAGUGGCUCGGUGUUUCUGAGUAACUCAAGUCUCUCUAUUUCUUAUGGCUGUUAGAUUUUAUAUUCUUAAUUGGUUUUGUUUACCGUUUUUGGCUUUUAUCUUCCAAGACUUUUAUGGGAUCAGACGGUUUGGGAACGACUUUAAUAACUCUAGUAGCUCGACUUUACUUUCUCCUUCCCAUAUUUUAUUUCUGCUGAAUUUGAGAAUUUUUGAUUUAGACAGUAUGUUAUGGAUUUACAGGUUUAUUACCUUUUUGUUUCGUUGUGAAUC